Molecule: messenger RNA, 1200 nt
Organism: Pestalotiopsis fici W106-1
Lineage: Eukaryota; Fungi; Ascomycota; Sordariomycetes; Amphisphaeriales; Sporocadaceae
Exons: 1
Coding region: 1-1200 (399 amino acids)
Molecular function (GO): zinc ion binding; glutaminyl-peptide cyclotransferase activity
Source: RefSeq, a predicted model, not a curated record
AUGCCCUGGAGACAAGACAGCCGCCAGCAACUUUUGUGGCAGUGGCCCUUGGCCGGGCUAUUGGCCGUGCUGCUGCUCUGCAUCGCCUUGUUUCCCUCGGGCUCGUAUGCGUAUCAACCUGUGUCCGACGACACGCUGCGCCUGAUUCCCAAUGGCGGCGACGACUUUGACAUACACUCGGGCGCCCUGCUGUCUCCGAUCCUGAUCCCAAGGGUCCCAGGCACCCCCGGCUCGGCCGCCGUCCAGCGCCACUUUAUCGAGUUCUUCCGUGUGCACCUCCCAGACUGGCGCAUCGACUGGUACAAUUCGACAUCCAAGACGCCCGCGACCGGCAACCGCGAGAUCCCCUUUUCGAGCCUCGUCUUUACGCGCGAUCCCCCGUGGGCGCUGCCGGGCGACGUGGGUCGCCUUACGCUGGCCGCACACUAUGACAGCCUAUAUAGGCCCGAGGGGUUCAUUGGGGCCGUGGACAGCGCGGCGCCGUGCGCAAUACUACUGCACGUGGCGCGUAGCAUCGAUGCAGCCCUGACCAAGAAGUGGGAGCACAUGCGGGAGAGCGGCGAGGCCGGGUCGGGCCUUGAGGAGGACCGCGGCGUGCAGAUUGUCCUGCUCGACGGCGAGGAGGCCUGGGAGACUUGGAGCGCGACCGAUUCUCUUUACGGUGCCCGGGCGCUCGCCGAAACUUGGGAGCGUCAGGUCUACCCGGCCUCGUCGGCGCGCCGCUCGGCGCUCUCAUCCAUUGACGUGUUUCUGCUACUCGACCUUCUAGGCGCCGCGGACCCGCAUGUGCCUUCGUACUUUGCCAACACUCACUGGGCUUACGAGCACAUGGCCGGUGUCGAGACGCGAAUGCGGAAGCUUGGCCUCUUACAUUCCACGGAAGCCAAGCCUUUCCUCCCUGAAUCCGAAAAGGUGCCCAACCAGUUUCUCCGGGGCUACAUCGAGGACGACCAUAUCCCGUUCAUGGUCAGAGGCGUGCCCAUCCUGCACAUUAUCCCGAACCCGUUCCCGGUGGUUUGGCACACUAUGGAUGAUGAUGGCAAGCACUUGGACAUUGACACGGUUGACGAUUGGGCCAAGAUUGUCACCGCAUUUGUCGCGGAGUGGAUGGAGCUGGACGGCUACAUGACAUCUCCGAAGCAGGCGUUUCGCCGGAAUGGUGUAAAGGCGAGUGAUUCUGCGAGGCACAGAGAGCUGUGA